Molecule: messenger RNA, 1373 nt
Organism: Nematostella vectensis (starlet sea anemone)
Lineage: Eukaryota; Metazoa; Cnidaria; Anthozoa; Actiniaria; Edwardsiidae
Product: polyglutamine-binding protein 1
Exons: 9
Coding region: 80-823 (247 amino acids)
Biological process (GO): alternative mRNA splicing, via spliceosome
Cellular component (GO): nuclear body; cytoplasm
Molecular function (GO): protein binding; ribonucleoprotein complex binding
Source: RefSeq, a predicted model, not a curated record
UUACUUCACUACUACUUUAUUUCGACAAGAAGACAAGUUGUUUUGUAGUAGUUUUUGAAAAGACAACUCUUACACAAAAAUGCCUCUUCCAGCGGCGCUCCAGGCACGAUUGAUGAAGAGAGGGAUUGUUCCUAAAGGUGAAUCAAGUAAAGAAGAAAAGACAGAUUCUUCUGGCCAGUGUAAAGGAUGCCCUAAUACUACCAAUCCAUAUCAUGAGUGCUCUGAGUACUGCCAUAAGAGAUACGGGCGUGGUGCUGUUGACCAUACUCAAGCACCACACAUCAAGGACUAUAGUCACGUUCCGCUUCCUCCAAACUGGUAUUUUAUUCCAGAUCCUGCAGGGGGACGGCACUAUUAUUGGAACACAAGUACAAAUCAGGUCUCAUGGCUGCACCCUAUGGAUCCAGCUGCAGAGAUCACGCUACCUGCAUCAGUACUCAACAAAACCAACAAUGAUAUCGCACCAAACAGAGAGAUUCCGACCCCUUUAUCAAGCCAAGACUCCGGUGGACUCAGCAUAGGAAGACAUCCAAGCCUAAUGAAGGGAAGUCAGAAAAGACAAGAAGCCGCUGUCAAACGAAAACUAAGUGAUCGAGAACAAAAACUAGAAAGCAAACGUGGUAAAUCAGAUGCUGUGGACCCCAUGGAUCCGUCUUCUUACUCAGAUGCCCCAAGGGGUGACUGGAGUUCUGGCCUGCACCAAAAGGGUGACGCAAAGACAGGAGUUGAUGUGACCGCAAAUGGGCCGUUGUUCCAGCAGCGGCCGUACCCCAGCCCUGGGGCAAUCCUACGUGCAAACAAACAGAUGCAAGCAGCAGAAUAGACCUCCAAACAAAUGUUAAAGAUAGGAGAAUCUAGUUCAUUGUGUAAGACUUGGAUACUUGAGCUCAGAACUCUCUGUAGGGCUGAGGUCAAAACGUACUUAGUAGCAUGACACAAGCACAUAUAGGACUAGAAACAAGGCGCGAUACAGAAUGUUUGACAAGGUCUUUUAGAUAAAGAUAGCCAAUAAUUUUUAUUAAGAUGGGAUUGAGAUCAAUGAAAAGCAGCCGAAUGCGGACAGCGAAGUUUGCUAGUUCCUCUUCGCCGAAGGAGGGCGGGGAAUUUCGAAAAUGGCAUUCAUAUCUGGUUUAUAAGGCUACCAAUCUGAGUUUCUCGUGGCUUAAAUGAGUCCAGAUUUCACGUAGGAAUGCAUACCUAUGUUAGUUACAUAAGCUGUUGGUAUUUUAAGUUUGGUGGAUCGUGCAUACCGACGAUUUGCGGUAUUCUUGCUAAAGAAAUUAGAAAUAUGGAAGUAUUUUUUAAAUUCAAGUCUCAGAACAAUGUGAUGUAUAUUUGCUAAUGUUGCUGGUAAUAUAUUGACGUUUACCAUA